Folsomia candida is the source of this 1466-nucleotide messenger RNA. RefSeq names its product zinc carboxypeptidase. NCBI's taxonomy places the organism in Eukaryota, Metazoa, Arthropoda, Collembola, Entomobryomorpha, Isotomidae. Gene Ontology annotation, molecular function: zinc ion binding; metallocarboxypeptidase activity. The coding region runs from base 54 to 1295 and encodes 413 amino acids. The transcript has 14 exons. The record is from RefSeq and is a predicted model, not a curated record. Gene Ontology annotation, biological process: proteolysis.
AACCUUUGCAAGCUCGCAUUUCGUUGCGACUUGGUUCAUAUUCGGAUAUCGUCAUGAAGCUAUCUCUGUGCCUUGUUUUCGUCGGCUUGAUUGCCUUGGCUCUUUCAAAGCAAGUCAAAUACGACAAUUACAAAGUAUUCCGUAUUACUCCACAGACUGAAGAGGAGCGAAAGGUCCUUCUCGACUUGGAGGAAAAUAACCCUGGAGUCGUUUUCUGGAAACAUGUCCGACAAGUUGGUCUCCCCGUUGACAUCAUGGUUCCUCCUCAUCUUCUUCCAAUGAUGGAAGAAGGGGUGAAGGGUAGAGUGCUCAACAUGCAAGAGAUGGUCGAUGACGUUCAGAGCCUCAUCAAUGCUGAAGCUCAGAGCUCACUUAAUGCGGCACCCAGACUUUCAUGGGACGCAUACUAUCCAGUCAACGAGAUCUACCAAUUCUUAGAUGACACCGCCGCAGCUCACUCCGCCAUCGCUACCACUGGAUCAUUCGGAAACUCCUUUGAAAACCGUCCACUUCGUUUUAUCCGAUUGAACAAGGGAAACACCGCUAAGCCAAUCAUCUUCAUUGAUGCCAAUAUCCACGCCAGAGAAUGGAUCACAAAUACGAUUGCAACUUGGAUUACGAAGGAAUUGCUCGAGGGAGAGGCCCAAGGCUGGUUGGAUACCUUCAACUUUGUCAUUGUUCCAGUUAUGAACCCUGAUGGUUAUGAAUAUUCCCGUACUACUGACCGUAUGUGGAGGAAAACCCGAUCCAACUACGGUGGAGGUACGUGCCGUGGAGCCGAUCCUAACCGAAAUUUCAGAUUUGGAUGGAAUACCGGAGGAUCCAGCAAUCAACCUUGCUCCGACACAUACAUGGGAGUUUCUGCCUUAUCCGAACCAGAGACUGCCGCUGCUGCAGCAUUCCUCGAUACCAUUGCCUCUGAGACAAUUUUCUACCUUUCCCUUCACAGUUACUCUCAGCUUAUCUUGAUUCCUUAUGGAACUGAUUUAGGCCGAGUUCCAGACCACGCUCAACAUAUGGAUAUUGGAAACGCCGCCGCAACUGCUAUUGCUCGAAGAUACGGAACUCGAUUCACUCCUGGAAAUAUCGUCGAACUUUUGUAUGUUGCUAGUGGAGCGAGUGUUGACCAUAUGAAGGGAAUUUAUGACACCGAUCUUGCGUACACCUUUGAAAUGAGAGAUACCGGACGAUAUGGUUUCGUUUUGCCAGCUGAUCAGAUAACCCCCAGUUGUCUGGAGUUCAUGGAUGGGUUGAACGUUAUUCUCGAGAGACUUGCUACCAAAUACGCCAAAUAAGUCAAUCUAAUUAUUGAAACUCUGUUGCUUUAAUAUAUCAUUUAUUUCAAAAGAAACUGUCAAAUGACAUAAAAUCCGUUCACAAAAAUGUAGUAGAUACCAGAUCUGGCAAUCAUAACUAUAAACAUUAGCAAUAAAUCAUCGCACAUUUACAAAAAUAAUGACAAUCAA